AGCACUUCUUCACACUCUCUUUUGUAUCGUGGAUUAGUCUGUGUUGUGUUUCUGGAGUAUUUGGAUGGCACAUUUUCAGGGGAAAGGGAUUCCCAACACUGGGAAAAGUCCAAGAGUUUGUCCUGGAACAGAGUGAGGAGAGGAGGAGGGAAGAUAGCAGCAGUUUUUCUCUUCAUCUUUGCCUCCGCAGGCGUUUCUUCUGUGGAAGAAUGGGGGCAGGAGCUCUGACCAUCUGUCACAACAAGACAGCGGUGCAGGUUAAAGAAGACAUGAAGAAGAUGGUCCAGAUACCCAUGCUGCGACCCAGGACAGUCACAGCCAAGUACACCAAGCUGUUUGGAGUGUCCCUGUUUGAGCUGCAGGAGAAGGGCCUGGUGGAGGAUGGUGUGCCUCUGGUGAUGCGGAGGAUGGUGGAGCAUCUCCGCAAGCAUGCCUUGCAUCAGGAGGGUCUGUUCAGAGUGAACGGGAAUGUGCGUGCUGUGGAGACCCUGAAACAGCGGCUGGAGAGUGGAGAGGAUGUGGACCUUCUCUCUGAAUCUGAUUUGAGUACGGUGGCCAGCUUGCUCAAGCGGUACCUCAGGGACCUGCCAGUGGGUCUGGUAGGCUCAACAGUCCAACAGGCGCUGAUCCAGCUCCAUCAAGAGUGCGGUGAUGUCUCUUGGUCAGAUAUGAGAAACCUGCUCCUGCAGCUUCCAGACGUCCACCACAGUCUCCUCCGCUACCUCUGCCACUUCCUCACCCUUGUCGAGUGCAACCACAAAGAAAACCGUAUGACUGCCCUCAAUCUCGCCACCGUGUUUGGACCCAGUGUAUUCCACGUGGGUCUUGGUUUCGAAGCGAUGAAGGACCAAAAUAUCUGUAACAAGAUCAUGGUCAAGCUCAUCCAGAACUACAGCAAUAUAUUUGAGUCGGCCAGAGACGGAAAAGGCUGCACAGAAGAGCUGUCAAACCGUAUUAUUGUCAAGGAGGUGCACAUGACGGAUGCAGACACACAGGAGUCACACAGCAACCUCACUGCAAACACACCGACACCGGCUCCCAGAAAGAAGGCUGGACAAAAAACCCCACCACAAGAUGCAGAAUCUCUGAACAAAUCCUCCACUAACACUCCAAAGGCGAGGCGGAGGAAAAAGAAGGUGAGGAAAGGGAAGAGUGACGGCAUGACUCAAGUGAUCCCUGAGCCCAGCCGCUCCGCUGGGUUGCCCAAUGCGAGGUCUCUCUCCAUACCAAUAAUUUUGCCCCUGACCUCAGAGCUGAGAAGCCCCAGUCCAGAGCCGAUGGAGACAGCUCGCCAAGACACCCCAGACGGCACCUCGCCACUCAGCCACCUCAACGUCAGCCCCUCUGGCAGCAUGGAGGCCGUCAGCAGCUCCCAAGAAGAAGAUAGGCCAAUAUCUCCUUUCUACAUGAGUAACCACCUCUCCCCCAUCCACUGCUCACCAGAUGUGGUAAAUUAUCUGGACAGGACGAUUCGUUCAGCAGUGGAGCAGCACCUCUUUGACCUAAACGCUGUACAGGAUCAAAGUUCAGCAGACUGCGAGUUAACCCCACAUCCACCAUCUCCAAGGGCAACGCAAACUGCCCGACAGAGACGCCGACACCAGAGAGAGCAACAUGAGGAGGGGCUGAGACACAAAGAAAGGAACAGAGCUGCGUCCGGCCGAGCAGACACCAACAAGGAGAACAUCCCGUCGAGCAGUGGGAGCAGCUCGGGCAGCGUGGUGGAGGACGCGGGCAGCAGCGCCGUGGACUCACACGGAGGACAGAGUGGUCACGCCGUGCGAACCCCAAAACCCAGGAAGUCGAAACACAGCCCGACGCUGGUGCAGCACACACACAACCAGGAUGCCCACGAAUUGAAGGAAUGUGUUUGUGAGAGACCCGGAGCGAUUCCCAUGGAGACAUUUCACAAAGGGAAUGACAUUUCAAGAAAAGAUGGCCUUCUUUCUCCUCCACAGACGUUAAGGAUGAAGAUCCAGGAGUCGCCCGUCACUUGUGACACGGGGAGGAUCAGCGGCGGAGAGGUGCGAGGCUCGGACCCGGACCGUGAGAGCUGCGAGGACGUGCCCCGACUGGACCUGACAGCACUUACUGAGGAAAACAACUGGGGAGAUUCUCCGUUCUUUAACACUCCUUUCCUUGAUUUCAAAACCAUUUUUCAUUCAAGUUGUUGUGAUGAACCCGUCCCAGCGUACUCCCCACUGCAGAGGGAGAGCAUGGACCACGAAGAGGCUCGACUGUCCCCUCACGCCGGGGGACGCCUGAUCCGCCAGCUUGUGGAGGAGGACAGCGACCCGAUGCUGUCCCCUCGCUUCUACGCCUACGGACACUGCCAGCAGUACCUGGACGACACCGAAGUGCCUCCCUCACCGCCAAACGCGCACUCAUUCGCCAGUCGCAGACGGAGUUCGUCUCUUGGCUCCUGUGACGAUGAGAAAGAGGAGCUGACGUCCGCCCAGCUCACAAAGAGGAUCCAUGUGCUGAGGAAGAAGAUCCACCGAUUUGAGGAGAGGUUUGAAGAGGAUCGGAAAUACAGGCCCUCCCACAGUGAUAAAGCUGGAAACCCAGAGGUGCUGAGGUGGCUCAAUGAACUGGCAAAGCUUCGUAAAGACUUAAAAGAAAGCAAGCUAAUGAAGUCUGAAGAGGACCUGCCACCUCUGACCCGCCAGCGCAGCAACACGCUGCCCAAAAGCUUCGGCUCUCAGCUGGAGAAGAAACCGCAGCAGGAGAAAGUGCCGAAGCCUCCGGUGGAGAGCAGCCUGGAGACCAUUUUGAUAAAGCUGCAGGAGAAGAGGGAGGAGGUGAACCGGCCGGAGGACAUCAAGGAUAUGACACGGGAGCAGAUCGGAGCGGAGAAAGUCGCCCUGCAGAAAGCUCUCCUUUACUACGAGAGCAUACACGGUCGACCAGUCACCAAGAACGAGAGGCAAAUCAUGAAGCCGCUGUACGACAGAUAUCGCCUGGUGAAGCAGAUCCUGUGCAGAGCUUCCACCAUCCCCGUCAUUGGCUCUCCCUCCAGCAAGCGCAGAGGUCCCCUCCUUCAGCCCAUUAUCGAGGGCGAAACCGCACUCUUCUUCGAUGACAUCAAGGAGGAAGAGGACGGCUCAGAGGACGACUCGGACACAAAGACUCAGUUCACCGUGACCGUCCGGCCCGACGUCAGCGUGCUCGGUUUCCUGGACCACGUGGAGGAGGAAGGGGACGGUUUCAUUUCGCCCGUGGACGAACUAUCACCUUCUAAGAACACAACGGACAUGAGGCUGUCCAACCUGCACUCCGCCACCAUGCAGGAACUCGUGGAGCAACUCCAAGAGACCCGAGACGAGAAGAAGAGACUCCGCAAGAACCUGAAAGAGUUUGAGGACCAGUUCUUCAGACAAAACGGAAGAAACGUGCAGAAGGAGGACCGCUCCCCGCUGGCAGUCGAGUACAACGAAUACAAACACGUUAAAGCCAAACUGCGGCUGCUGGAAGUCCUCAUCAGUAAAAGAGACUCGACUAAGUUCCUCUGAGACAAAAAUAAAAGACUCUAAAAAGACUUAAGAGAUACAGUCAAACACAUCUCAUCCUGUUGGAGAACAGAUCUGAUUUUCCUUCUCACUGCCAUCUGUGUCGCUCAUGUUUCUGGCUUCUUGCCUGUUAAUCCGUUCUGUCGAGCUCAGCUGGGUUUUUUUCCUCUGGCGCCCGCAGAGAGCCGCCGACUCACGACUGAUUCAAGGCGACACAAAGUCACCUGAGAAGGUUCCCUUCCAACAAAAACCUCCCCUUCGUAAGAGGACGUUUCUCGAGACGCACACAAAUAACCUGAAUCACACUUUUAUUGCUAAUAAUUUAUUUCUAUCCUUUUGAAUGUUUUUAUCAAAACAGAAAAGUUAUUUUUCUCACGUUUUACUGUAGAAGUCUUAAAAGAAAAACAUUGUAAGUAAAAUAAUAGAUAUGAAAUUAUUAUUUUUAAAGAAGGAUUUUUGUGAUCAAGAUGUAUGUGUAUUUUUGUAAGGGAGACGUUACUAUUUGUAUAAUCAGCUUAACAGUAUUCACUAAAUGAAUAGCUUUCUCUAUUUCAGUUCUGACCAUCAUAUAAUAUCUGAAAUAAUCAUUUGUUGCUUCUGUAGAAGUUAAAUUGAAUAUUUGCUCACUAAAAUAAGUGUUUGUUAAUUUCGAUACAACCCAAAGACAGUGACUCAGAGUAAAAACUGCAAACCAAAAUAGCUCAUAUUCAAUAAAACAGCUUAUUUUUGUGAUCACUGGUACUUACGUAAGCAUUUGACUGUAUAUUUUAUGCAUUGACGUGCUUUUUCAUCCCAUUUAUUUCCUGUCAAAUAAGCUAUUUCUCGUCCUGAAAUCACUGGCAUGUUUUUGCUCACAAUGAUAAACAUUGACAAACGUUUGUGAGACGACUCUGGAGGACAGAAACAGCAGUGAUCUGCGUUUCUUUCUCGUCCUCUCCGGAGCUCGUCGGGUUCUUUUGUAAAUAUGGAUCACUUGUGUAUGUUUACAUUUCUGUGAGCGAGUACAUUUUUCCUUCCUUUCUCCAAAAUGGAUGAUUUAUCAGUGUGAAUUUCGUUUUUACUGAAUGUAAACACUGGCAAGGCUUAAUGAAUUUUGAGUGUGUACAUUUUAGUACAUAAAUUGUAUUUGUAUUUUGUAUAUAAUAUGAAUGAAAUCAUAUUUUUACUGAG
Molecule: messenger RNA, 4679 nt
Organism: Sebastes umbrosus (honeycomb rockfish)
Lineage: Eukaryota; Metazoa; Chordata; Actinopteri; Perciformes; Sebastidae
Gene: fam13a
Product: family with sequence similarity 13 member A
Exons: 26
Coding region: 210-3512 (1100 amino acids)
Biological process (GO): signal transduction
Source: RefSeq, a predicted model, not a curated record